This is a messenger RNA of Tribolium castaneum (red flour beetle), 1699 nucleotides long. Its product is annotated as pyruvate kinase. The coding region runs from base 72 to 1679 and encodes 535 amino acids. The transcript has a single exon. Gene Ontology annotation, molecular function: magnesium ion binding; potassium ion binding; pyruvate kinase activity. The record is from RefSeq and is a predicted model, not a curated record. Gene Ontology annotation, cellular component: cytoplasm. Gene Ontology annotation, biological process: glycolytic process. NCBI's taxonomy places the organism in Eukaryota, Metazoa, Arthropoda, Insecta, Coleoptera, Tenebrionidae.
UCAGCAACAUUAUCGACACAUCUAGCCAUUUGACAACAUUUGACACGAACCGAUCAAAAUUCUCAGUAAAAAUGGGCGAGACCACGGUCGUCCAAGGCGUCGGCAAGUGCCCCAAACUGCCCUGGAUGGUGGAAUUCCACUCAACCGCCGACGGAAAAAUCUUCAACAAUCAGCUGGACGCGGCGUUCGCGCCCACGUUUCUGGAACACUUGGCCCGCCUUCAGGAGAAAAGCCGCGUGCGGAGGAAGCGAUUGACCCAAUUUUCGGUCAUAAUCCCGCCCAGGAUUUCCAUCGAACACAUCGAGGAGUUCCUAAAGGCGGGAAUGACCGUCGCUUUGAUCCGAAUGGACUAUUUCACCGUGGACGAGAUCGAGGAGAUGGUGGCGAUGAUCAGGAACGUGGUGGACGACUUUGGCAAAAAAAUCGGACGGGUCUACCCCAUUGCCAUCGGCUUGGACGUCUCGGAACAGGAGAUCAAGACCGGGAAACUGCUCAAACCACUGAAAGAGAUUGAACUGGAAAAAGGGCAAACCACCAAAAUUGUGGCCAAGCCCGAGUUCGCCAACCGGGUCAGCAAGGAGUUUAUUUACGUCAAUUAUGAGAACAUUGCCGAUGUUGUCAAGCCUGGGGAUAGUCUGAUCAUCGGUGAUGAUAACAUUAGGAUGUCGGCGAUUGAAGUUGCCAGGGAUAUUAUCAAUUGUAUCAUCGAGAAAGCUGGGCUUUUAACCGACAAUCUCUCGGUUAAGUUACCCAACGUUCCCAUAACUUUACCCAAGACUGAAUCGCACGAAAAGUUGAUUCAAAUCAAGGAAAAAUGCGAAAUUGAUAUUGUUUUCGUGGGACCGUCUAAACUGGACAUGGUUAAAGAAACUUUAGGCCCCACUGUCCUCAUUAUCGCCAAACUUGAGUACGCGUCCUCUGUUGAUUUCUUCGACUCUUUGGUGAAAAAAUCCGAUGGUGUUAUAAUCGACGGCGAGAAACUUAUGGCAACGUCCAAAGAACGUGUUUUUUUGGUCCAAAAAUCAGUCAUUGCCAAUUGCAAUAAACUGGGCAAGCCUGUCCUAGCGGCGAUCAAUUGCCACGCAGUCACCAAAUCGAUAGUCAACGACAUUGCCAACACCGUAAUCGACGGAAUCGACGGCUUGUUGCUACCCCCAGACCCCGACUUAAUCGAGUCCAUUUCACUAAUUUGUAAAGCUGCAGAAGGUGCCGUUUACCAGAAACGCCUUUUCGAUGACCUGGUUAGUCUGAAACCGCCUCCCAUUGAACCAAUCAUCUCAAUAGCCAUAUCAGCCGUCGAAGCUUCGUUCAAAAGUAACGCGGCUGCGAUUAUUCUGAUUACGACGACGGGACGUUCGGCGAAAUUGAUUUCCUCCUUCAGGCCCAGGUGCCCAGUCAUCGCCCUGACCAGGUUCGGGCGCAUCGCCAAACAGCUCAUGAUCUACAAAGGCGUGAUCCCGAUUUUCUACGUCCAGAAGACGGGCGAUACGUUCAAGGAGAACGUGGAGAAGAGCAUCCAGCUGGGGAUGACGUUUGGCAAAGUGAACGGCUACAUCAGGAUGGGGGACGCGGUCGUGGUUGUGUUCGGGACGCGGAAUAACGUGGGGUUCAAGAACUGCAUGGAGGUGGUGUUCGCGUCUGAAUACGACACGAUUCCCGACGACGACGAAGACUUGUAGUAAUAAAUUGUUUUGAACUU